Molecule: messenger RNA, 1193 nt
Organism: Octopus sinensis (East Asian common octopus)
Lineage: Eukaryota; Metazoa; Mollusca; Cephalopoda; Octopoda; Octopodidae
Product: protein DGCR6
Exons: 7
Coding region: 210-896 (228 amino acids)
Source: RefSeq, a predicted model, not a curated record
CAUUGGUUUGACAGUAUUACCGGAAACGGAAGUGACUUCUAUGCCAUGCCUUCAUUAACGAAGGUGAAAUAUUAAAUCCAAACAUUUUGAUCACCUAUUUUGGUUCUACAAGACAAAUUCAAUAAUGCAUUGUCUAUGACAAACAUAAUUCAAAUCCAAAUUUUCAAUGAAUAGCCUUCAACAAUUCAACUACCAUUGCUCCUGCAGCCAUGCCUUCUGAUAUAAAGUACAUAAGUAUCAAAUUAACCAUCACUAGCAAACUACAGGAAUUCAGUUUUUCAAAGGAAUGUAGUUUUAUACUUGGAUAUUCAGCCAUGGAGGAUUCAUAUGCUUCAGAAAUUGAAAGAAAAGAGCUUCUACAAAAAAAGCACUAUUUCUUUCUUAAUGAAUUACAACAAAUGGCUAGAGAGUUACCGAGCAAAUACCAACAGCGAGUACCAUAUGAUUUGCUGUCUGGCCUUGCUCAUGCUUUGUUAGAUGGUACGGUCUUUGAAAUUGUCCAAGGCUUAUCUGAAGUACAGCAUUUGGAAGAGAAGAGUUUAUUUAAUCAGCGAGUGAAACAGACAAAUGAUCAUAAAGCCCAGAAGCAUGAAAUGACAAAAAAACAUAAGGAGUUGCUUCAAGCCUGUGAAAACAAACCUCACAAUUUACCUCUGGUGCAAGCUCAAGUGGAUCGUGAACGAGAGAUUAUGAAUAAAAGAAUUGAAGAAGAGUCCAAGAAAAAAGAUAUAAAGACAAUUAUGGAACUAGAUCAGAAAGUAAUGGACCAGCAAGUUACUCUGGAAAAAGCUGGUGUUCCAGGCUUCUAUGUAACCAACAAUCCUGCUGAAAUUCGCCUACAAAUCUACCUCUUAGAAUUUAUUGUGAGACUUCGAAACACUGAGUUACCAACAUGAAUAAGAGGAAAUAAUUAUUCAGUAGAAAGAAUCAUCUAAUCUCAAAUUUAUUUUGCCAAACUCUGCAACUGGAAAAAUGUAUUCUCAUCAUUUCUUGGUUUUCUACCAAGGCUUAUUUAAAAAAUACUUUCAAAACUGGAUGCUGUAACAACUUCCACGUGUUUACUAUUUGAUAUUUUUCUUUAACUUCAAAUAGUAGCUCAAAACAAUGUUUGGUUAGAUUUAUCAUUAGAAAAUUCUUGUUCACUAAAUUUUUGUUUUUUUUUCAAAUUUCAUCAUCAUAUCAUUAAAACACAU